ACCGCAUUGUGGAGUUCACAACUUGGCUUGCAAGACGAAUAAGAGCUUCAGCAGCUUGUGCUUCCCCAGCUCCAAUGUGAUUGGCAUGGCGCCCCACAAGGAACAUAUUCUGAGUCUGCUUAACAAUUAUCGCAACAGGGUGGCUUUGGGCUAUACAAGGACCCUGUUUCCGGCGGCAAGAAUGGCACGGAUGGCCUGGUCCAAGGAGCUCGAGAACUUUGCCAUCAUGUACAUUACGAAGUGUGCACCGGAAACACGUCCCUGCAUGUCCUCACCACAAUUUACCAACAUUGGCAGUGUGUUGGAUGGUCUGUCAUUUACGGGAGUCUACAAGCCUUCGAUUGUACCCGGACUCACCGAGGAACUGCUAAAGGGCUGGUUCGAGGAUACUCGAUUUGUGACCAGGAACAUGCUCCUGCAUCUUACACCUGAUUUUAAAAGAAAAUCUGUGAGUCGUACUGUGCUCCUGAUGACAGAUCGGAAUUCCCAUGUGGGCUGCAGUGGUUUGACCUUUGUCAGUGACUCUGUUAAGCAUUUCCGUCUUGUCUGCACCUUUGCCACCGAUAAUAUGAAUGAUUUACCUAUAUACAAAGGCUCCACGAAUCCUGGCAGUCAAUGCCAUCGUCGCGAUACAAUCUAUAAGAAUCUCUGUGCUCCCGGCGAGAGCUACAACAACAGUCAUGAGUACGUGGAAGGGGAGCUGCUUCAGUUAUCAGACGAUAUCUUUAGCAUUUAUUAAUCUAAUUAGCUAAUGAAUUAACUUCAAACGAAUAAAUAGUACAAAAGAAUUU
Molecule: messenger RNA, 791 nt
Organism: Drosophila innubila
Lineage: Eukaryota; Metazoa; Arthropoda; Insecta; Diptera; Drosophilidae
Product: allergen Tab y 5.0101-like
Exons: 3
Coding region: 86-739 (217 amino acids)
Source: RefSeq, a predicted model, not a curated record